CCGCCCUUUUUCUUGUUUGGCUGGCUGCUCGCAAGUCGGUUGUGCGAAUCUUCAAGUCUCGCCGCGCCGCAACUAAUUUGCAUUUGUACAGAUCGAUGCAGAGGCGGUGAAUUAAUGACACGUUCCUCUCCGCAGAACGCGUAUGGAACAGCCGAAGAAGGACUCUUGACUUGCCCGCCGUGUGCAGAUAGGUGCGUGUGACCAUGGCCGAGAACCUGAAGAAGAGACCGGCCAAGGGCAUCCUCAAGUCGUCGACCAGCUUCGAGAAGCAGGAGCAGAGCCAGCUGAAGGCCGCCAGUCGGCAAAAGGAAACCAAGUGGGACGAGAUGAACAUAAUGGCAACGCUGCACCCCGCGGACAAGGACUACGGACACAUGAAGAUCGAGGAACCAAAGACUCCGUACAACUGGGCCAACGAGGAGCAGGAGCAGAUGGACGUGGCCGACGGCAAGGGCGUCGACGCCACAGCGUUAGCUGAGAAAAUUUCCGAGGCCACUUCGCUACCCACGGUUUGCCAAGAACCGGACGAGGAGAGCGAAGAGGAAGAGGAGGAGACAAGUCCCGAGGAAAAGGAGAAGAAAAAGCACUUUGAGAGCAAAAGGAAAAUGCACUACAACGAGUUCCAAGCUGUCAAGUUGGCGAGGAAAUUAAUGGAGGAGGACGAGGAAGAGGACCACGAGGACGACGAUGCAGCCGCGUCGAGUUCGGCGGCCAAUCGAGAGCCUGAACAGGAGGUGGAGGAAGCCGAGGAGGCUGAGGAGGAGAGCAAACCCAGUGAAGGAGAUUAAAACGGAGUACUUAACAAACAAAAAAGGACAGUCUGCACACAAAUAUUACUGAGUGAUAUGACAAUGAAAGUGA
This is a messenger RNA of Neocloeon triangulifer, 861 nucleotides long. RefSeq names its product protein phosphatase inhibitor 2 (gene I-2). The record is from RefSeq and is a predicted model, not a curated record. Lineage: Eukaryota; Metazoa; Arthropoda; Insecta; Ephemeroptera; Baetidae. The transcript is spliced from 2 exons. Gene Ontology annotation, biological process: regulation of signal transduction. Bases 204 to 788 code for a protein of 194 amino acids. Gene Ontology annotation, molecular function: protein phosphatase inhibitor activity.